Molecule: messenger RNA, 4615 nt
Organism: Solea solea (common sole)
Lineage: Eukaryota; Metazoa; Chordata; Actinopteri; Pleuronectiformes; Soleidae
Gene: gba2
Product: glucosidase, beta (bile acid) 2
Exons: 18
Coding region: 653-3235 (860 amino acids)
Biological process (GO): glucosylceramide catabolic process; carbohydrate metabolic process; central nervous system development
Cellular component (GO): membrane
Molecular function (GO): beta-glucosidase activity; glucosylceramidase activity
Source: RefSeq, a predicted model, not a curated record
AAGGAGGAAAGUUGUACCUGGUGGCAGAGGUGGACAAGUGGGACAUUGGGUUGGUGAAUGUGAUGAGACACUCCAUGAGCUCCCCGGCCAGAAACACAGGACCUCGGGCCACGGAGGCCAACACUUCAAUCAUCUGUAACAUUAGACAACAAGGUGUACCAGCUUACUGACUGAGAUCCUCAGGGCUUCCUGACUGUUUUGAGCUGUCAUCCAUUCAGACAGCACAGUGGCAUCUGAGCUUCAUACAAAGUGGUCUGUCAUCUCUAAAAAUACUGGAGAUCUGGGGGUUGUGGUAAAGAAAACGAAGAUAUAAUUUGCCCCUGCCGAUUUGCCCCCUCAACUUGGAGAUCUAGAGACCUGAUUGAUCAUGUGGACACUGAUUACUUAAUGGUAGGAUUGGGACAUCAUCUGUGAAGGAAUUCCUGGGUAAAACCAGAAAACCUGUUCUGCAAGUAUUAAAAGCUUGUCAGUUUGUUUUCAGUCUGAAAUAACUCUUCAUCUUGAAGACCAGAAACUGUUCACAACAACUACUUCAGACGGGCACAUUUGGCUCUCUUGAAAUCAGGUGGUGACAGGUCUGUGCUUGUAUCCACAAGACCUGUCCACACCCAUUCUCUAUUUGAAGCUCUGUGCUGCUGGAAAUUCGUCCAAAAUGACUGCAGAGUGGGGUGAGAAAUCCACAGCAGACCUCAUGAGUAGGUAUGUCUCUAAGGAGAUGGGAUAUGGUGUACCCGAGGAGGGCUGGCGCAUCUGUCUGGCGCACGAGUUCAAGGAGAAGAGACAACCCUAUCAAGCAGGUGAUGUCUCGCUGUCCUACAUUUGGGAACACAUUGGCCUUGGUCUAAGGUAUAUAAAAUGGUGGUACAAGAAGACCCGUGUUGAAAAGAAGGCUCCGUUCAUUGAUAUGUUUCGUCCCCUACCCUUGCAACAAAUAUAUGGUGUUCCACUUGGCGGUAUUGGAGGAGGUACCAUCACAAGAGGCUGGAGGGGAGAUUUCUGUAGAUGGCAACUCAACCCAGGAAUGUAUCACUACACAACUGUCACAGCCAACCAGUUCACAGUUUGUUUGCGUCGCGGAGGACAAACAGUUUACCAGCAGGUGCUCUCUGUCGAGCGACCGUCCACAUUACAAGGCUGGAACUGGGGCUUCUGUGGGGAAUAUGCCUUCUAUCACGCCUUGUACCCCCGCGCCUGGACUGUCUACCACCUGCCAGGACAGAAUGUCACCUUAACGUGCAGACAGAUCUCUCCCGUUAUUCCCCAUGACUACCAGGACUCAAGUCUCCCGGUGGCUGUUUUUGUGUGGGACGUAGAGAACAAGAACGACUACGAUCUAGAGGUCUCCAUCAUGUUUACUGUGGUUAACGGCUCGGGAGACAAGAGCGACAAGAGCGGGGGACACUGGAAUGAACCAUUCCAUCUGGAGAAGGAGGGGGAGGCGGUGUCUGGAGUCUUGUUGCAUCACUGCACUACAGUGAACCCUUACACGCUGUGCAUUGCAGCCAGAGAGCAGCCGGACAGAGAGGCCAGUCACCAGACAGCGUUCAGCCCAAAGGGAACCUGCAGUGAUCUGUGGAGUGACCUCAUCACUGAUGGACGACUGGACUCUCCUGCAGGUUCCAGCCCACCGACGUCUAAGGGGGAGACGGUGGCAGCGGCGUUGGCUGAGGGCUGCUCGGUGGCGGCUCAGGGCCGCAACACGCUGGAGUUCUGUUUGGCUUGGGACAUGCCCAAAAUCACCUUUGGUUCUGGAGAGAGGGAACACAUAAGGAGGUACACUCGUUACUUUGGGACCAACAGCGACGCGUCUCCGUCUCUCAGUCACUAUGCUCUUACACAUUACAAACAGUGGGAACAAAGCAUUGAGGAGUGGCAGAGACCAAUUCUGCAGAACAGUGCUCUCCCCUCCUGGUAUAAAUCGGCCUUGUUUAAUGAGUUGUACUUUGUGACGGAUGGAGGGACAGUGUGGACCGAGCUCGCAGAGGACGCAGACAUCAGUGGCGGCAUUCGCAGUGAGGACGGGGGUCUUCCAGCUCAGCCUGCUGUCAUCAAGGAGUACGGACGCUUUGCCUACCUUGAAGGUCAGGAGUACAGAAUGUACAAUACAUAUGAUGUGCACUUCUAUGCCUCUUUUGCCCUCAUAAUGCUGUGGCCCAAAAUCGCUCUGAGCAUACAAUACGACAUUGCUGGCAGUGUGAUUCAGCAGGACACAACAGAGAGGGUGCAUCUGAUGAGUGGGCAGUGUUCUUAUGUGAAUACCAAAAAUGUGGUGCCUCAUGACAUAGGAGACCCAGAUGAUGAGCCGUGGGAGCGGGUCAAUGCCUACCUUAUUCAUGACACGGCAGACUGGAAGGACCUGAACCUGAAGUUUGUCCUGCAGGUCUACAGGGACUUUCAUCUCACCCAGGACACUCAGUACCUGCAGGACAUGUGGCCCAUCUGUAAGGUGGUGAUGGAGUCAGAGCUCAAGUUUGACCUGGAUGGAGAUGGACUAAUAGAAAACUCUGGAUUUGCUGACCAGACUUAUGAUGGCUGGACAGUGACUGGACCAAGUGCGUACUGUGGCGGGCUGUGGUUGGCGUCCCUGUGUGUGAUGUGUAAGAUGGCCAGACUGUUGGACAAUGAGGAAUCAUACCAAUAUUACAGAGACAUCUUAGACAGAGGCAGUGCUGCGUUCGACAAACUGCUGUGGAACGGAAAGUACUACAACUACGACAGCAGUGGUGGAGACCAUUCAAACAGUGUCAUGUCUGACCAGUGUGCUGGCCACUGGUUCCUAAAAGCAUCCGGGCUGGGAGAGGGAGACUAUCAGGCUUUCCCAAAAGAAAAAAUGCUGACCACACUAAAAUCCAUCUUUGACUUGAAUGUAAUGAGCUUUGCUGGAGGCCAGAUGGGGGCAGUCAACGGCAUGCGUCCUGAAGGAGUCCCCGACCGUUCCAGCAUCCAAUCAGAUGAGGUCUGGACUGGAGUAGUGUAUGGACUGGCAGCCACUAUGAUCCAUGAGGGCAUGUGGGAUGAGGGAAUGCGAACAGCAGAAGGUUGCUACCGGACUGUGUGGGAAAGAUGUGGCAUGGCGUUCCAGACUCCUGAAGCCUACAGUGAGAAGGGCUGCUUUCGCUCACUGGCUUACAUGAGGCCUCUGAGCAUCUGGGCGAUGCAGCUAGCCUUAAAUACCUCACAGACGACUCCGGCCACAUCAGCUGGAGACACAAAUGAGAGCAGAGAUGGCGUUUGAGACAAAACAAACAACAACCAGCGCAACAGCUAUAGUCAACCUUGACUUUUGAGUAAUUUCCAUGAAGUUCCCUGGAAAACCACCUCUAAAGCCACCACCAUUAUAUGCACUCCCCUCCUGCAGUGCUCGGCUUUUACUGAUGAUGGACUGUGAAUUUCCCUCUGGUGUUUUAUUUUUUUGGGUUAAGGUUAAACCUACGAUGGUUUAUUCUAAACAAAGUUAGCAACUACUGUAUGCAGCCAUUGUAUUGGUUAAGUUAGGGGUGGGGUAGAGUUUAGGUGUAGGUGUGCAGUGCAGAGUGUUGGCCAGGCUCUGUCCAAGUAAGGGCCAGUAUGUAUUGCUUCUUAAAAGUAAAGCAAAAUUCUAUUUGUACUCCUGGACAUGCGUACAAAACACUACAUUUAAUGAUUAACAAUCGUAGUACAAACAUAGUGAAGUUUGUUUACUUGCAACAAGUUUAUAUGCUGUUGUCUUGUACCAGCCAUAUGUCAGCAUUGUGGUCUAAAACUAAUGAGUAUAUCUAAAGGUCUGUGUGUAAAUCAAGUUGAUUUACAGUAACAGACACUUGAAAAGAUACAUUUUAUUUUCCUUGAUUGGAUGUUGGAAGUGUUGAAAAUAAAUAAAUAUAUAUAUGUAUAUGUAUAUGUUCUCAAAAAAUAGCAUAUAUAUAUAUAUAUAUAUAUAUAUAUAUAUAUAUAUAUAUAUAUAUAUGUGUGUAUGUAUGUAUGUAUAUGUUCUCAAAAAAUAGCAUUUUGUGCCUUGUUGCAUGUUGGCCCAUAUCUACAGAACUCGAAUGUGGCUGCGACAUUUAAUGUUUUAUAAAGAUCUAAUACUCAUGACAAUCUUGCUGAAUAAGAUGCAACCAACUCCGAUUGUGAUGUGUAAUAUAUUGAAAACAACCACGAUGUAAUGAAAUCAUCUAUAGGAAGUGUGUCAGCCCAAAGUGUUUUACAGUCAACUAUAUUUUAGACAUAAUUUAGCUAAUCUUGGGGGCACAUGUUGUUCUAAUUUUAUGCAUUUCAUUUAUGAUACUAUUGAAAAGGUUUUACAUUGUUCAGAAAAUAAAUCGGUCUAUUCACACUGUUCAUAGCUGCAGCACGUCCUCUCUGUAUUGUCAGAAAAAGUUUUGUAUUGAUUGACAUGUAGGAAAUUGCAUGUCCCUUUACCAUACACAUACUUUCAAGACAACUGCUAUUUCCAGUCUCCCUCUCGAGUAUUAAAAUUCCCCUACUCACUGAUGACAAGCACAGAUGCCGGGUGAAUACACUGAAGUACUUCAUUGAGCCAUUGCUGUACAAAUCAGUCUGUAUGAGAUGCAGAAUAAAUCUAUGAAUAUAAGAAAAUGAGUAAUUGCAUUAAAAGCAAAGAUUCUACAUUGUA